AUGAAGCCUACCGUUGUACUUUUGGGAGUUUUAUCUCUGCUACUGAAUGCAUCGAUUGGGUUCUCAUCUUCAGCGCCAAAUCCAAUUGGUCCCCUCUACCCAGAUUCAAUCACUGGUACCAUCAACAGUACUCUAUCUCUCGUCCCAAUCUCUUAUGAUCUUGCGAGAAGCAUCAUACCAGCUCAAUAUCCAAUCUUGACUAAAGCGUAUCACUCCCUGCUUCCAGGUUUUCCAAUUGACAAGUAUCCGUUAAUUAUCAGAGGCGCAUUGGAUCAUGGCGUUGGUGUUUAUGCUUUCAACUACAGUCUCGCCGACUUCCAGAGUAUUCACAUCCUGUACCCGUUCGUGGAUCUAUUAGGUGACGGUUACUCGAGUUUCUCAUGGAACAAGUAUCUCUUGAUCUCAGCCAACAAUACCAUCGCCAUUGAAGGAGCCGCUGCUGGGGGCACCAUCGUGCCUCCAACAACUUUUGACCCUGAUCUCGAAGCCUACGCAUUUGUUCCUCCAUCGGGUCACGAGAUCUUCUUGAACGCAUACACAAACCUGAGCACCACACAGCCAGCUGUGGCAACCAACUUCAAGAACGUCACGAACCAGCCAAUCUUCACUGAUGGAUUAACUUGUGACAACCAGAUCACCUUGUUCAACUCCAGUCUAUCGACCGGCGAUAAUGCUCCUGUAGGAAUUCGCGGAAAGAUCAGUAUCAAGGCCCCAUAUUUCCCUGAAGAGGAUUGCGAAGCCUUCGAAGAUGUUUAUGGCAUCAAGGUUGAUAUUGCGUUCGUUGAGAAUCCGGGUCUGAACUGCUCAUCUUUGAAGGGGUAUCAUGCUACCGGGUCUGGAGAUUGA
This is a messenger RNA of Mollisia scopiformis, 846 nucleotides long. RefSeq lists its product as uncharacterized. The record is from RefSeq and is a predicted model, not a curated record. The transcript is spliced from 4 exons. The coding region runs from base 1 to 846 and encodes 281 amino acids. NCBI's taxonomy places the organism in Eukaryota, Fungi, Ascomycota, Leotiomycetes, Helotiales, Mollisiaceae.